CUUUCAUUUGUUUCAGAAUCUUGGCAUGGAUAACAUUCCGAUAAGGGUGUUUAGCAACGAAGAGUCCAUCGGAGUUCCGUACCCCAAUAAGCAGCGGAUGAAGGUGUACGCCAGCUUGUGGGACGCCGAUGAUUGGGCGACGAGAGGCGGGAGAGUGAAAACCGAUUGGUCCAAGGCUCCUUUCGUCGCUUAUUACAGAAACUUCGUUGCUAAAAGGGAUUGGGGCAUACAAGGGCUUAACGCUCGCGGCAAAAAACAGCUGAGUUGGGUACGUAAACGUUACAGAAUUUACUACUACUGCAAUGAUCUGAAACGGAAACAGCAUCACGGUAAUGGUGGUCGUCGGCCACCAGAGUGCAAGGCGUCCAUUGGUGGCCAUGCAGCAGUAUUGGAGGAGAGUAUUUAAUGUUUGAAAGAUAUUUAAGCCCGAAUCUACGGUGGCAAUAUAUAUCAAAUGUCAACCUUCACUUGUAGUUGGUUUUAGGGUAUUAGUCUUUAUCAUCGCUAGAUUGCCAUGUCAA
Molecule: messenger RNA, 521 nt
Organism: Hibiscus syriacus
Lineage: Eukaryota; Viridiplantae; Streptophyta; Magnoliopsida; Malvales; Malvaceae
Product: xyloglucan endotransglucosylase/hydrolase protein 15-like
Exons: 1
Coding region: 26-406 (126 amino acids)
Biological process (GO): glucan metabolic process
Cellular component (GO): cell wall; apoplast
Molecular function (GO): xyloglucan:xyloglucosyl transferase activity; hydrolase activity, hydrolyzing O-glycosyl compounds
Source: RefSeq, a predicted model, not a curated record